CAUGACCCGUGGGGAGGGUGAAGUGGGAGCAGAGCUGGGAGACGGAAAAGGCCCGGGAGUUUGUCUUGCGAAGGGUCCCAGAGGCGAAGGCGGCGCUUGGCGAGCGGAGGGCAGGCGACCUGGAGCCUGAGCAGGUGCAGGAGCUGUAGGCCCGAGUAUCUCCUGGUGGUGCUCUCAGGAAUGUCCUCCUUAAGUGGGAAAGCCCAAACAGUCCUGGGCCUUGUUGAGCCGAGCCAGCUGGGCCGCACCCUGACCCACGAACAUCUGACCAUGACCUUUGACUGCGCUUACUACCCGCCUCCGACAUGCCAUGAGGCUACCUCUAAGGAACCUAUCAUGAUGAAAAACCUGUUCUGGAUUCAGAAAAACCCUUAUUCUCAUAAGGAGAACCUGCAGUUGAAGGAGGAGACAGCGGCUGUGAGGGAAGAGCUACUGCAUUUUAAAGCCCAGGGUGGAGGGGCCGUGGUGGAGAAUACAACCUGCGGCAUCGGCCGGGACGUGCGGACACUCCAGCAGCUUGCGGCGGAAACUGGCGUCCACAUCAUCGCUGGAGCCGGGUUUUACAUAGACGCCACUCACUCCCCAGAGACCAGAGCCAUGUCGGUGGAGCAGCUUACUGAUGUCCUUAUUAAUGAAAUUCUCCAUGGAGCUGAUGGAACCGAUAUCAAGUGUGGUGUCAUUGGAGAAAUUGGUUGCUCCUGGCCUUUGACUGAGAGUGAGAAGAAGGUCCUUCAGGCAACAGCUCAUGCCCAGUCUCAGCUUGGCUGUCCUGUUAUUAUCCAUCCUGGGAGGAAUCCACGUGCACCGUUUCAGAUUAUUCGAGUCUUACAAGAAGCAGGUGCAGACAUUUCCAAAUCAGUUAUGUCACACCUUGAUAGGACUAUACUUGAUAAGAAGGAGUUAUUGGAGUUUGCUCAGCUUGGUUGUUACUUGGAAUAUGAUCUCUUUGGUACUGCACUCCUUAAUUACCAAUUCAACCCGGAUAUUGACAUGCCUGAUGAUAACAAAAGAAUUAGAAGGGUGCGUCUCCUAGUGGAAGAGGGCUAUGAAGAUCGAAUUCUGGUGGCACACGACAUACACACGAAGCAUCGGCUGAUGAAAUACGGAGGUCACGGCUAUUCUCAUAUACUCACCAACAUUGUUCCUAAAAUGUUACUGAGAGGUAUCACUGAAAACGCUCUUCACAAGAUACUAAUAGAGAAUCCUAAGCGAUGGCUAACUUUCAAAUAGGAUGGUUGCUGUUGAAUUCAAGCUGUGAGUAUAAAACUUGUGGAAAACACGCAGUGAUUGCAAAUCCACUGUGAGAUAUUAAUCAGAGCUAUCCAGGACUAAGAACUGAUUACUUUCUUCUUAUGGGAAGAGUUUGCCUUCUCUGAAACGGGCUAACAAGUAUACCUGCUCCUCUGGGAAGUUACUGAGGGUCAUUGUGCCCAAUGUUCUACCUUAGCAAAAUAAAUCAAAAGGAACCUAUUUCUAAAGGAUGAUUUAAAUCUGCAUCCCCUAAGUGGAGUUCUUGUUCCUGGAUUUCUCCCCCUAAUCUAUCAGCUGAACUACUUGAGAAAAUGUUAAAUGUUUCUAGUUAAAUUACCCCCUUCUGGAGCAACCUAAUGUUUGUCGUAAUAUUGAUGAUCCUACUAAUUAUCCUGCUGUUCUUUAAUUAAUGCUUAAUGAAUAAUAUGGCACUUUAAAAUAGCUUCAGCAACAAGAGAAGUUAAAUCUUGAGAUUUUCUUUCCCCCAAAGGAUACAGUAAUAUAAUUACAAGUUCACAAUGAUAAAAAUAUUUUGGAAGAUAAAUUGGAUGCUAUCCAACUAUCUACAUCUACUAAAUCAGUUUUGAUGCCUUUGGCUUUCUAGUAUCCAUUUUUUGCCGUAAAUUGUGUUGUGUUUUACAAAGUCUGGAUAAGAACACAGUAUAACAGUAUUGAAUCACAGACAUUCAAUCAUAAAAAUCAAUAUAUUACAUAAGAUAGUUUAAUGAAUCAUUACAUAAAUAACAAAGGCCACAAUUUAAUUAAUCCAUAAGAUAAAAUGCAAAAAGAUAAAUGGUUGCCUUAUAUAUAUUCCCUUUAUUUCCUUCACCUUUUGUGUGUUCUUUGGGCCUAAACAUAGAAAAUAAUGCUGAUUUAUGUGAAGAAAAGGUCAGAUCUAUUGGAAAUGACAGUCCAAAUCUAGAGCCUACUCUUUAAACGGUAUCAGGCCCUGAUAUUUUGUGUAAAUAAAGCCUUUUUUAAAAAAAAAAUUCAAAACUCAGUUGAUAUGACUGCUGUUCAUAAGGUAAUCUUUUGAGCGAAUGCCCACUGUGCUGUUAAGUACUUUCAAAACUCAAAACUUUUGCUGCCAGUUCUUCUUUGACAAAUAUAUACUGUUAAAUAGAAUUAAAAUCCAUUGCAAUUCAUGUGUGAGUUAUCUUACAUAUCAGAAAGGCCAAAUAGAAUUAGUCAUUAUUCUUGAUGAAUGGGGUGUUUCUAAUCAUAUCAGUCACGACAGUUACUCAGACCAAGGCAUUCCAACAGCAAACAACACCUUCCGAUGGGAACACCAUGCAGAACUCCGAGAAAGCUGGAGUUUGCUAAAUGAAAGAUAUGUCAGCUGAUCAAAGAUGAUAAGCUUGUUGUGUAUUAGAACACAAAGUACCAAAGAGGAAUGAGCCUGGAGAACCAACCAGUUCCUUUAAAUGAAAAAAUGCAAAUGUCCUUCACCAGUAAAACAAGCAGAUUUUUAAAUCUCUGUUUUUGAAAUCUGCUUGUCAAAGAGUCUUCAAAAGCAGCUGAAAAGAGAACAGAUUUUUCACUGUAAUCGUGGAAGUUGUGAGAUAGGAUAUAUCAACAUGCAUUUUUAAUCUUUUCCUUAGAUUAAAAAGAUGGCUUUUGGCAGUGUAUUUUAACUAGAGAGAAAGGAUUUGCACUACUCUCAAAAUCUACUUUACUGUCAGCUUCAAUCCACCUGAGAAAAAAGAAAAAAUUAAUAACUGAAAUGCAUAUAAUUCAUAGAUGUGCGAAGGGGAGCCUCUUUGUUUCUGCAGUCCUGACAUUCAGUCUGCCACAGAAUGCAGUUACAGUAUUGAUUGGCAUAUGUUAAUAAAGCAGCAAUCGCCAUAACUUUCAUACAUUUGAUGGAGGGCAUUUUAACCUAAGAAGAUGUGAUUUUCUGGAUAGCUUAUAGAGAAAUAAUUUAAGUUGUUUUGCUACUCCAUAUAUUUUCAUCAUCCAAAAUACACUUCAAUCCAAAAUAAAUCAAAUGAUAUAUGCAUCUGUGUGUGUGUGUGUGUGUGUAGACAUAGAUCUUUUUAAAUUUUUGAGGGUAUAUAGCCAUUCUCUUUUUCACUAAAGCUAUAUAUAUAUAUAUAUAUAUAUAUAUAUAUAUAUAUAUAUAAAUGUGUUUUGGGAGAAGGUAUUUGUGUAAAAUAUAUACUCUGUUGUCAUAUUGGUUAUAUGUGAAAUUGUGUUAAUUUUGAAAUAACUGCAGGCCACAGACGUGGAGUAACUCUUUGAAGGCCUUACUUAGUGUCCCCUUGGUAAUGCAUGCAGUAGCUCAAAUUAAACCUUUGUGCAUUGGGUUAUGAAUAAUCUUUUGUUCCAAAGAAGGCAAAAGCCUCAGUCUGAUUUAAUACCAAAGAAUAAAUUUUUCUGACUUUGCAAGUAAAUCUAAAUGUAUUCUAUGGACAAAAUGGACACAAAGGGAAUUUUCUAAAUACCAGACAUAAUUACACAUUUUUCACAUUUAGAGGGUAAUCCUAUGAUACAAUUUCCAUGUCUGUUUUUAAAGACUAUCACCAGAAAAGAAAAUUUGUAAGAGAAAGAAAAUGUGAAAAUGAUCAUAGGCUUGGGGAUUUCCCCAUAUCCAGAAAAUUCCAGGUUAAGGCUUGAAGUUGAAUCAUUCCCAGGUCUAGGUCUAAAGUUUACAAGAGUACAAGGCAAACAAUUUCUUUGGGGACAAGCAGCAUUAUUUCAAUUAGACCUUCUGUAGGGUGAAAUCAUUCUUCCCCACACUAUGAAUGGACUCCAAGUAUCAUAAUAAGCAAGUAAACUCACAAGAACCAAAGCUGACAUAAGGAUAAAAGCAGCAAGAUCACAGUACACCAAAGUAUCAUAUAUAUUGAAGAAAUAAUUCAAUGUCUUAGAUUUCUCUAUAAAAAUUUGUGAUCUAUAUAGGACUUCAUUCACAUGGACACUAACAAUAAGGAGUAUUUGCUUUGGCGGUAGUGGAUCACACAUCUGCUUAUCUUGCUUUAAAUAUAUUUUUACAUAAUGUUUCUGAGCGAUACAGAUGUGAGUCAGGUAGCAUUUGAUUCCCCCACAUAUACACAACUGAGGUGCCCUUGCCAUCGGCAUCCCCUGGGAUCCUUGAUUCACUGACGUUAGCCAUACGAAUCCAGUGUUCAAACUCAGAAUAAUAAACUUAGUUUCUGCAUUAUCAGUCAGCAUAAAUAAUAAAUCCAGAAAACGUGCUGUAUUUGUUGUUGUUUCCUCCGUGGGCUUUCCCACCAUCUAAUUUGAUAUAGACUUCAUCUCCUGGCUCCAGGUGAAGAACCACACUGUUACUGGCAUAGUCGUAAUUUUGAUCAGCAUCUUGGGCAAUUGCACUAGCACGGACCUAUGUGAAACAGACAAGAGUUAGAGUUUGUGAAAGAAUCCGCACACUUUUCUGUUUUUGUCGUUGCUUUUGUUUUGCCAUUCACACAGCAGACUUGCUGCCAUAGCACAGAAUUUAGCAUGGGAAGGUCCAUCUUGCCUCAGAAGUGUAGGAGGAAAAUCCCUGUGAUACUUUGAAUGAUAUUAUUGGAAAGGAGAAGAGUGGGAGCCAUUAGUGCUUUAGUUAGGGGCCUUCUAACAGUUUUAUUAACUAGACAUCAUAAACAAUGCAUAUCAAUCUAUACUCUUCCUAGCUUACUUUUCUAAUUCCUUGAAUCCCUAUGCCCAAUCACUUUUGGAAAUGGAAAUAAUCGCAUUAUUUUGCAUUUUAACUGAAGCCACAUAAGAAUAUUCUAACUGGCUAUGAGUACAGAAGUUAGUCAUCACAGUUAUUAGAAAACUGAGAUCUACAGUAAGUACAGAUGAGAGAAAUACCACUACUCUGUAGGAAGAAAAAAGGAAGAAAGUCCCUUGAUUUCCGGCUUUCGAAAUCUAAUUCAAAUAAAGCCCCCUUCAGCAGGCUCCUUUAGGAGCUUAACUCAUGUACACAUCUUUAGUAAUCACCAGGUUGUCAGGGUUCUUCUAUUUGUGCCUUUUCAUCACCAAAUGACCAUAUGUGCACUGGACAAUCAUUUAAGUUCAAUAUAUCUGAAAGCUAGGGAAUGCACUAAAUGUCCAUGAUAUGAGGUCUCUGAAAUUUCUGAAAUUUUUGAAUGACUUUCUUCAACAGCCUUUCAUGUUUAGAAGAUUCUACAUGUGUGGUUUGCUUUGAGGAUGGAAGUUGUUUAUAAUCUACUCCUGUUAAGCCUGUGGUCUCAUUAGUGAGUUGAUAGACAUUUGCAAACAGUCAAAUUGCCUAUCAUAUCCUUGUGAUACGGACAUUCUGUCGCAUCCUCAACUCAAAUUAGGCUUCAUAUUCAUUUAGAUAUAUUUGGAUUCUGUCUUGGAAAAUCUUUCAAUAGGCAGACUUGCAUUUGAUUUAUUUCAGUAACACAUCUUCUACUUUGUGGCUUGUUUCUAUUCCACGAUAAUGAUAUUUCCCCCGAAUAACACAGCAAGUGAUUUAGUGGUUUUGUAAAUCUGCACUAUGUAAUAAUGCAUGACUUGGGGUACAAUAUGCUGGGUUUUAUCACUUGGCAAAAUGAAGGAAAUGAGACAUAAAGUCAAGAAUUCCCAUGCAUUUCUUUCAAAUUUUAAAUGAUAGGUUUUCAAAUUAAAUUUUCAUGUGAUACGUUCUCACAUUACUGCUGAAAUGUUAAAAAAGGAGAAGGCUCCUUGACACUGCUGAACUUGUAAAGGAAUUUGAGUGGUGCUUUAAAAAUUUCUUUUGGGCAUCAUAUAGCAAAGGGAGAAAAGGGCUUACAGCAUUUGGAAUUGCUUAACACUGCGCUAACUGGCACUAAUAGAAGGAGAGCAAUACACCAUGUAAUUAUGCUCAGAAGCAUUGACUCAAAUGUGUACAGCACGAGUGAGGUGAUCUGUUGUAACCAUUAAGUAAAAACACAACAGAACUCCACCCUACUUCCCACGAAUUCAUCAUCAGUCAGUAAGAGCCGAAUGCUUGGAUUUCAUCUAAGUCAUUAAUUCCUAGGGAAAACAGUCUACCCAAGGAGGAGACUGCUAUUAUGACCAGAAGUGUUUUGAACAUGGAUUUUUAAUGCAUGAGAAAAAUCAAAAUACAAAAAAAGAAAGUUUCCAAUUAUCUAUAUUAUUAACAUUUAAACUAAUUUUCAAUCCAUAACAUAGGUCUCAACUUUUACUGAUCACCAGACAUUCAUUUUAUUCAGUGCUUUGGGUAUUUAGUGUGUGUUCUGUGGGGAUUGUGCUCAAACAUUGUUUUUUCAUGAAGGAAUUUGGAAAUCAGGACACAUUAAAAUCUCUUGAUUUAAAGAAAAUGAUCUUAAAAAUGUGUAAUGUAGUUUUUAUUCUAUAAGGUACAAUCACGAAACCAAAUCAACAUUAGCGUGUGUAUUGAGGAGGUGUAACCACAGAAUCCUGCAGAUGCAUUGCAGGGACACCACGGGCUGGAAGGGUGAUUCGUUUUUAAUGGAAGUAACUCCCUAAGAUUUUAGCCUAUACUGUACCAUAACACCUUCCCAAUUAACUAACUGCCACACUCUGUGUACUCUACAUGAUUUGAGUUUGCCUGCUCACUGAUCACACCCUAAAGGUAUAAUGGGAUCUGAAAUGUCAAGCUCUAGUGUCCAGCUCAGUGACUUCAACAGAUCUUCCUUUAAGCCAUCACACUACUGAGGAAGGUAAUGGGUUCACCCUGGUGGCUAUUUUCAGCCUCCUAAAUGUACACUGAUUUCAGCAUUUUGUCAGAGAAUAUGAGGCAUCCUUUUCUCAGCCUACUACACUCCUUUCUACCUCUAAAUUGGCUCCAGUAUCUUUUCUUAUUCUGUUAACUAUUUAGAUUCUGCUUUGUCUUCAGUUCAUCUUUCCCUGCCCCUACAAAGAUAGACAUAUUAUUAAAUUCUCAAAUAGAUGACUGUCAACCCACGAACUAUUCAUUCUUUCCAAUAUAUCUUAUGUUGACUGGUGCCCUAAGUAAUACAUUCUUAAAAGAAAAAGCAGUGGCCUUUAAUUACUUUAUAGUCCUAACCUUAAGCCAGUUUUAGUUUUAUAAUAUAUAUAAUAUUAUAAUGGUAUUAUCGUGGUUGUAUUCAAAUACAAUUUUUUUCAGAUUUUCUACUAAAAGUGCACAAAUAUUAAAAGCAUUUCCUUUAUAUAAAGCUAUCUGAGUCCAACUUUUUCCUUUAAUAUGCACUGUCAUGAGCUCUCAACAAAUACUAGGAUUAAAUUCAUGUUGAUGGUUUCAUGGGGAAUUUGAGACCUGUGGUCCUUUUAGUGGUGUGCUUGCGAGAAUGGAAUAGGUUGUGUAGUUUUAGUAUUAUCUUAUUAUUGAGGAUUUACCAUUAGAGACAGUAUUUAUGGUAACAUUUGCUAAUUUAAUUAAUUGGUACUGAUGUUCUCAUAAUUUCAUUUUCAUUGUACUUCUGUGGAAUCAUAAACAAAAGGUUAAGUGGCACAUCAGGUUAAUUUACUGGCCUUUGAUGUUUCCAUCUGUGAUCCUGCGUUCAACACAAAGCAUAAAUAAAAUGGCUCUCACAUGGUUACGGUCCAGAAGCACUGCUGUCUCCUACAGUCACCUGCAUGUUUAGUUUAAUUUUUGUGCUUCUCAAAACCCACUUAAUCCACAGAACACGACAUUGCCAUGGAUCUCUGAGCUUCUGUUUUAUGAAAACAAAUCGGGUCAGCUCAAGAAGAAACUGCCAUCCUAAGAAGUGAUCAGACAAGAGUAUAACUGAAAAUCAAGGAUAAAGUAUUUAUAUAAAUUAAUAAAAAAGAGAUUUUAUAAGCUUUCUCAUUCAUAACUGUCUGCAGACCAGACUUUAGACAAUGGUUCUAUUCUAGAGAUAAAAUUCCUUAACAGUAAUAUUGUAACAACCACUUUGUAAAAUAGUCCAUGUGGAGUUCAAAAAUAUAUUGUUUACCACUAUACAUUUAUUUUUUUAUGAAUUAACCUGUUGCACACCUUUUGCAGGAGUAGCAGUUUAAGAUUGCUAAUGGAAAACCUUACACAUUAUAAGGGAAGCUGUUUUCCUUUUUUUUCCUGAACCUCAUAGAACGUAUAUGCUACAGUGAUACAAAGGAGCAUUUUACACUGUAAACAAUGGAAUCAGUUAAAAACAAAAUGCACGCAGUACAUCUAGUAGAGAAUUUUUCUUGGGAUCAGUGAAAUAAAUAUACAUGGACUCAGCGAUGUAGACAUCAACAUUUAAACUUAUUUAAAUGUAUUACUCCCCAGUUUUUCAUGCAAUUGCAAUUUCAGAUAUUUUUAAAAUGGCCAUUUUUAAUACAUUUGCUAAUAAAACUGGGAGUGUUUUCCAUUUUUAAUUGCUACCUCUGCAAACAAGCUCUUCAGCCUGACAGUGUUCCUCAGCCCUAGCCUCUGAGUCAGAAGAAAAUCCAUUUGCAAAUAGAAGGGUGCCUAGAACCAGCCCUCUGGAGGGGCAGUUAGAAACCAUUUUGUUAGGGUGACAAGGUGGCUCUAUUUUGGAACAGAGGCAUGCCCUUUUGUGCAUUUACCUAUCACUAUCCCGCUGCUCUGUAAAUAAUUGUCAUUUAUCUGAAUAUUAUUUUCGUGCAUAAUAACUCUAAUAAACAACCCUGUCAGUGCC
This is a messenger RNA of Oryctolagus cuniculus (rabbit), 8816 nucleotides long. It is a transcript of the gene PTER, whose product is annotated as phosphotriesterase related. Lineage: Eukaryota; Metazoa; Chordata; Mammalia; Lagomorpha; Leporidae. The record is from RefSeq and is a predicted model, not a curated record. Gene Ontology annotation, biological process: catabolic process. Gene Ontology annotation, molecular function: hydrolase activity, acting on ester bonds; zinc ion binding.